Molecule: messenger RNA, 1504 nt
Organism: Yamadazyma tenuis ATCC 10573
Lineage: Eukaryota; Fungi; Ascomycota; Pichiomycetes; Serinales; Debaryomycetaceae
Source: RefSeq, a predicted model, not a curated record
AUGGAAGUCGCAGGUGAGUCAAUCGUGCUAGCACCCACUCCUGGGUACGUACUCAAGUCCCGUGUGCUUGAAUCCUCCUCACAGACGGUCGUCGUCAGCUCUAAGGUAUUUAUCAAUGUGUGUCAAGAUCCUCAGGUCCCACAACCGCCACUUGCGUUUGAUCCAGCAGUGGUGUUCCCGUUAAUAGUAGAUAACAAAUGGGAAAUUCCCAUCAUUGUGUCACGUGAAAAGGCUGUGACGGAUAAGAAGGGACAGCAGUCUUUCUGCUACGACUGCUGUAUCAAUGAUACGUGUUUCAGAUGGUGUUUAAUUGACUCUAACCUCAAGUCGAUCUUGAACGAGUGGUGCAUGGAAGCAGUGGAAAUCUUGUACGACAUAGUACUUGACCGGCAGUAUACGAUGCCAAAGAUGAUGAAUAAGGGUGAGCUUAGUGCCACUGAAAUCCAGCGGUCUGAUUUGACUGACACGGGUUUGCAGAAGAAGCUUCAUGAUUUGAAGAACAACGAGAGUUUGGCAUUGAUCGAGGAAAUAAGAGGGGGUUUGAAGGACAACGAUCUCGCCGGUAAUAUUGUUCUUGAAGCUCCUGUAAAACGGCCCUUGAUAGAGGAGAUCGAACUGACACCGAAACCGAAAGCACAAACAAGUUCAGCUCCACAAACACAGAAACCGCCCACACGAGUAUCGAAUGCUGUGAGCUUCCAGAGCCUUCAAGGAAAAGACUAUACGUUUCUCGUGAAAAUUGAGUCGAAUCUUCCCUACAAUUACGCUAAGUUGGCAUAUGAAGGUGGCCACCUCAUAUUCGAGUCUACAUGUGACCAAUACAAAAUAUCUCCCAAACUCAAGAUCCCCGUGCCGGCGGCCCUGGAAAAGUUUCAGAGUUUCUACACCGAUAACACCGUGUAUGUUUUCUGCUGAAUAGUCAUAUCAUGGUGUUUCCGCUUCCUCCUGCCUAUUUGGCACUGGUUUUGGACCUGGGACGAGCGCGGAAUUUGGUUUUCUGCUUAAAUAUCCAUCUCAAUAUCACCUGUCUCAUAUCAUAUUUUGUCCUCCAUGAGUGAAGAACGGCUUUUGAAUGGAGACUUCGAGACUUACGCAGCUGCAGAGCUGGAGGUCACACUUUUAGGACCAGAAGCCACCUUUGAACGAGAAUUCAAGUUCACGGUCAAUUCCUCCGGUCCUCUUAUUGUCAGCUUCUUCCUCCAAUAUUUAUUAUCAGUAACCACCAUUUUCGCCGCAGGCAAGUUGGGACCCAAAGAGCUUGCUGCUGCGUCCUUGGCGGUUUGUACCUUUAAUAUCACCGGGUUGGCGGUUUAUCAGGGAAUGUCCACCAGUUUAGAUUCGUUGUGUUCGCAGGCAUUUGGAUCUGGAGACCUCCACAACGUAGGAGUUUACUUCCAACGGUGUUCGCUUAUGAUCCUUGUAGUGACAAUAUUUCCUUUGAGCAUAAUCUGGUGGUUUUCAGCCAGUAUUUUGGAACCUUUGGUCGGUGAUGCUGAGUUGGCCC